UUUUGACUCUUGUCCUAAAACCCUAGAAAGAGUUUAGCGCUGUUUCUGUUUUAGAGAAAAAAGAAUGGGGAGGAAGAGAAAGCACAGCGAGGCGGAAGCGGCGGCUCCGGUGAAGGACGAUUCUGCUCCGGAGAGACCUAAGAGAACUCUUUUGGGUUGGAAAGAUAAGAAAGAAGAUGUGGAGGAAGCUAAGGAAGCGUCUGCUCCGUCUGCGCCUGGGUUCAGGAAUAAAGAGAAGGUUCUCGUUACUUGUUCCCGUCGGAUUAGUUUCAGGUAUCGGCAUCUGAUGUUGAACAUAGUUUCACUUCUGCCUCAUUGUAAGAAAGAUAGUAAGGUGGAAGCUAAGAGCAGUAAAGGCGCGACUCUUAAUGAGCUUGUUGAGCUUAAGGGCUCUUCUUCCUGCUUGUUCUUCGAGUGUAGGAAGCAUAAAGAUCUUUACAUGUGGAUGGUCAAGUCCCCUAGUGGACCUUCUGUUAAGUUCUUGGUUAAUGCUGUUCACACAAUGGAGGAGCUGAAACUCACUGGAAAUCAUCUGAAAGGAUCACGCCCUCUCUUGACGUUCUCAUCUAACUUUGAUAAAGAUGUACACUGGAAACUCUUGAAAGAGAUGUUAACACAGGUAUUUGGAAUCCCCAAGGAACACAGAAAGUCUAAACCUUACCAUGACCAUGUUUUUGCCUUCUCCAUUGUCGAUGACCAUAUCUGGUUCCGUAAUUACCAGAUAUCAGUACCUCAUAACGAGGCAGACAAGGUUGCGCGUGGUGGUUUGGAUAAAAUGACCCUUGUCGAGGUUGGUCCAAGGUUUUGUUUAAACCCGAUUAAGAUCUUUGGAGGAAGCUUUGGAGGUCCAACCCUUUACGAGAACCCAUUCUACGUAUCUCCAAACCAGAUCCGAGCAUUGGAGAAAAGGAAUAAAGCUGGGAAGUUUGCAAAGAAGAUCAAAGCAAAAAGGAGGAAAAAGAUGCAUGAGAUUUCAAACCCACUGGAGCCUGAUGAGUUUGCAGACAUGUGGAAGGAUGAUGAAUGAUCAAGUUUUUCUUGUUGUAAACUUCCAAAUUCACACAACCAUCACUUUUUUUUUUGUCUUUUUACUGUUCUCGACUCUGUUUUUAUCUUUCCCUCUUAUGGAUCAAAAGUUGACAUUUUUCUAGCAAA
Molecule: messenger RNA, 1155 nt
Organism: Brassica rapa (field mustard)
Lineage: Eukaryota; Viridiplantae; Streptophyta; Magnoliopsida; Brassicales; Brassicaceae
Product: ribosome biogenesis protein BRX1 homolog 2
Biological process (GO): rRNA processing; ribosomal large subunit assembly
Cellular component (GO): nucleolus
Molecular function (GO): rRNA binding
Source: RefSeq, a predicted model, not a curated record